AUGGCCAGCAGCUUCACAUCGUGCGCCGUAAGGUCGGCAGGCCGCCUGGGCUCCAACCCGCGCGUUACUGUCGCUUCCCUGCGCGGCCUGUCCCGCGCCACCGUCAUCGCCAGUCGCCAGCAGGGCCGCGGAUAUGUCUCCGAGUCCAAGAGGGACAACGCCCAGGUCGAGACGGCCAUCAAGCUCGACAAGAAGGACUUCAUAGACAUUCCCCCUCCGUCCAUGGACUCUCCCGCCAAUGCCAAGGUCAGCCCGAUGGCUGAGGUAUUGAAGCAGGCCGCUGUCAUGGAAGAGGGCCAACGACCAAUCUACCUCGACAUGCAAGCCACCACUCCCGUCGAUCCUCGAGUCCUCGAUGCCAUGAUGCCCUUCUACGUCAGCAUCUACGGCAACCCCCAUUCUCGAACACACGCCUACGGCUGGGAGAGUGAGAAGGCCGUCGAGGAGGCCCGUGAGCACAUCGCCGCUCUUAUCGGCGCCGACCCCAAGGAAAUCAUCUUCACCAGCGGUGCCACCGAGAGCAACAACAUGAGCAUCAAGGGUGUCGCCCGCUUCUUCGGCCGUUCGGGCAAGAAGAAGCACAUCAUCACCACCCAGACCGAGCACAAGUGCGUUCUCGACAGUUGUCGCCAUCUCCAGGAUGAGGGCUUCGAGAUCACCUACCUCCCUGUGCAGAACAACGGCCUCAUCCGGAUGGAAGACCUAGAGGCGGCUAUUCGACCCGAGACUGCUCUCGUCAGUGUCAUGGCCGUCAACAACGAGAUCGGUGUCAUCCAGCCUAUCGCUGAGAUCGGCAAGCUGUGCCGCAAGAAGAAGAUCUUCUUCCACACUGAUGCUGCCCAGGCUGUGGGCAAGAUUCCCCUCGACGUCAACGCCAUGAACAUUGAUCUCAUGUCGAUUUCCUCGCACAAGAUUUAUGGUCCCAAGGGCAUUGGCGCCUGCUAUGUCCGAAGACGGCCUAGGGUCAGACUCGACCCCCUCAUCACUGGUGGUGGCCAGGAGCGAGGUCUCCGAAGCGGAACCCUCGCCCCGCCGCUGGUUGCUGGCUUCGGCGAGGCUUGCCGCAUCGCCAAACUGGAGAUGGAAUACGACACCAAGCGUGUCAAGUACCUCUCGGACCGUCUGCUCAACGGCCUUCUUGCCAUGGAGCACACCACCCAGAACGGUGCGGCCAACUCCUUCUACCCCGGCUGCGUCAACGUGUCGUUUGCCUACGUUGAGGGCGAGUCCCUCCUGAUGGCCCUCAAGGACAUUGCGCUGUCUUCCGGCAGUGCCUGUACUUCGGCCUCGCUGGAGCCCAGUUACGUCCUCCGAGCCCUUGGAAAUAGCGACGAGAGCGCUCACAGCAGUAUCCGCUUUGGUAUCGGCCGUUUCACCACCGAGGCUGAGAUUGACUACGUCCUGAAGGCUGUGCAAGAGCGCGUCACCUUCCUGCGAGAGCUCAGCCCCUUGUGGGAGCUGGUGCAGGAGGGUAUCGACCUGAACACCAUCCAGUGGAGCCAGCACUAA
Ilyonectria robusta is the source of this 1509-nucleotide messenger RNA. Its product is annotated as pyridoxal phosphate-dependent transferase. Bases 1 to 1509 code for a protein of 502 amino acids. Gene Ontology annotation, cellular component: nucleus; mitochondrion; cytosol. The record is from RefSeq and is a predicted model, not a curated record. The transcript is spliced from 3 exons. Lineage: Eukaryota; Fungi; Ascomycota; Sordariomycetes; Hypocreales; Nectriaceae. Gene Ontology annotation, biological process: [2Fe-2S] cluster assembly. Gene Ontology annotation, molecular function: pyridoxal phosphate binding; cysteine desulfurase activity.